AGAAACUUUCUUGUUUGGAGUAAAUAAAGUGAUUUUCUCGAAAGUGUUCGUUUGAAUUUUGUAAUUGCGUUUGAAAUCAUUUGCGCUCAGACAUUUCUACGGUUUUAGACGCAAUUUUUGUUUUCAAUUUUAGACGCAAAUCUAACAAAUUGCUUACCAUAAUUAAUAUCAUAAGUAUAAUUUCUCUCUUUUAAAUUUUAGUUAUCAGUUCAUAAAUAAUUUUUCAUAAUUUCUGUCUUACCUUCAUAUCUUCAAAAAUGGCAUUAAUGACAGAGGAGCGAAGGAAAGAAAUGGAGGAGGAAAUGAGCAGAUUUGAGCUUGAAAUUGCAGUACCUGGGGAAAAUAAACCUACUCCUCCAGCCAUUGUUCUAAAUGACAAGCCUUUGUCUCCUCCACCAGCACCACCGUUAGUAACUGCAUUGAUUCCUGAAGUUUUAAGCAAGGCUCCUCCACCUCCACCACCGCCACCUCUGUCUCCUCCUGUUCAUGCAGUUUUAUGCCCUCCACCUCCUCCUCCUGUUUUGCCUGCACCGCCUCCUCCUUCACCAGGAACUAUAAGAUUUAUACCUCCUCAGUUGCACCGACAUCCUCCAAGACCUCCAGUGCGUCCAAAUUUUGUAACAAUUCGGGGACUGCCAAUGGGAGGACCUCCAGGAUCAUUUCCUCCUGGCCCUAUGGGUCCUUUUGGCCCACCACUAGCCCAAGGACCUCCUGUGAAUGCAUCUCCUAUUGCUGGACCUCCUAUGCCACCUGCAGGUGCCAUGCAUCCUAUGCCACCUGGUCCGAUGCCACUGCCACCAGGUCCUAUGCCAGUGCCGCAUCAGAUGGGAAAUAUUGGUGCUAGUCUUCCUAUGCCUCCUGGAUUUUGUCCACCUAUGGGUCCACCUCCAAAUCUUAGAUGUGAUUCACAAAAUUUUAUGUCAACUAGUGUGACUCAAAACUAUGAUUCUAUUGCAACUACUACAGAAUCACAAAGCACGAGUGAAGAUUCUACAGUUGUUGCUUCCGCUCCUGCUGUCUAUGCUGCUCCAUUUAUGAAAACCCAUUCAGAUAAUGCUAUGGAAAUGCAUUCUUCAACAAAUGGGCAAGAUCAUUCUGUUUCUGUUGUAACAGCACCUGCUGUUCAAAAAACUGAUAAACAAUCAACUGUAAAAAUUGCUGAUGAACCCACAGUUGGACCUACUGCACCACCUACAUCUAUUAAUGAGGAAACUGUUGUAAGUAAAAAGAAAGAGAAAAAAAAGAAAAUUGUUCGUAUGGCUGGUGGUCAAGCAUGGGAGGACAAUUCUUUGUUAGAAUGGGACUCAGAUGACUUCAGGAUUUUCUGUGGAGAUUUGGGAAAUGAUGUCACUGAUGAAGUUUUAAUUAGAGCAUUCAGCAAAUAUCAGUCUUUUGUGAAAGCUAAAGUAAUACGUGAUAAGAGAACAAAUAAAACUAAAGGUUAUGGUUUUGUUAGUUUCAAAGAUCCACAGGAUUUUAUCAAAGCAAUGCGUGAAAUGAAUGGUAGGUUGAAACUAUAUAUACCGUGCCUGGAUGUGGAGUAUCUUGAAUUCAGUGGUGUAGUAGUAGUGUCUUGAGUUCAGAAAUUAGCUCGAUGAGAGUGAGUGACCGACUCUGGAACUGUAAUUUAGUGCUUUGCUGUUAUAACAUGAAGUUGCUGAUUGUUUCAAUGGGUUUAUCAUAGUUUUUCAGCGACAGUGUCUUUGGAAUAGUCCUGUGUAAUACUGACAAAUAAAUUGUGUUUUGAUUCUUCAUGUAGUGUUAUCAUCAAUUAUUCCAAAUCCACGAACCUGCAUAACGCAACAAUAUUUUAUAGCUCACAUAGCCUGCCCUUCAGAAAGAAAAGGGCUUAGCAACAGAAAAG
Messenger RNA from Stegodyphus dumicola, 1864 nucleotides. RefSeq lists its product as uncharacterized. The record is from RefSeq and is a predicted model, not a curated record. NCBI's taxonomy places the organism in Eukaryota, Metazoa, Arthropoda, Arachnida, Araneae, Eresidae. Gene Ontology annotation, molecular function: mRNA binding.